CAAUUUAAAAAAAAAAAUCAAAAAACCUACCGAUUCGGCAAUUCACAUUGAUUUUUUUGAUUAAUCUAUUGUAAAUUUUGGCGGUGGUCGCUUUUAAAAGGUUUUUUUCUAGGUUCUUGGGGUUUUUAAUCUCCGCUCUGCAACCACCGGAGCAAGCCUAUUUCAUCGCGGCGGCCGGAAUUUGCAGAGAGGAUGAAGGUAGAAAAACAGGGAAGUGGAGUUGAUGCUCCACUACUCCCCGAACUUCAGCCCAGCAACGAUGAUUCGAGAUCCGACGAGGGUGCUUCGAUUUCCGGUGCGAUAUUCAAUAUCUCCACCGGCAUGGUUGGAGCUGGGAUUAUGUCUAUCCCGGCAACUUUUAAGUUCUUGGGUGUAAUUCCAAGUUUUGUGGUUAUCUUAGUUAUCGCUUAUUUUGUCGAAGUCACCGUGGAGUUCCUCUUGAAGUACACCCAUUCGGGUGAGUCGAAUUCGUAUGGCGAAUUGAUGGCCGAGUCUUUUGGGAAGUUCGGAUCUGUUGCGCUCCAAAUUUGUGUCAUGAUCACCAAUCUCGGUGCUCUGAUCAUUUAUUUGAUUAUAAUCGGAGAUGUUCUGUCGGGAAAUGAAUCGGAAGGAACAGUGCACUUGGGUGUUUUACAGGAAUGGUUUGGUGUUCAUUGGUGGAACUCACGAGCAAUCUCGCUGCUUUUCGUUGUGCUCUUUGUCUUACUUCCUUUACUUCUUCUACGACGCAUAGAUUCACUAAGGCAUGCCUCAGCUAUAUCUGUUCUACUAGCAGCAUUUUUUGUUGCCAUAUGCUCGGCUUUGGCAAUACAUGCCGUCUGGGUAGGGAAAGCACAACGACCAAGGCUAGUCCCGGACUUCACUAAUGGCGUUUCCGCAAUUAGUCUCUUCACCACUAUUCCCAUCUUUGCCACUGCUUUCGGAUGUCAUGUAAACGUUCAUCCCAUUAGAGCAGAGCUCGGGAGACCUUCAGAUAUGAGCUCAGCAGUCCGAAUAUCGCUCGUAUUAUGUGUUGGGAUAUACUUUGCAGUUGGCUUCUUUGGCUACCUGUUAUUUGGGGACUCGAUAAUGGCUGACAUGCUAGUCAACUUCGAUGAAAUCUCAGAUUCUGUGAUUAGUACUAUUAUCAACGACGUUGUCAGAUUGAGUUACGCUAUUCACCUCAUGCUCGUUUUUCCGGUGAUGAACUACUCUCUGAGGGUCAAUGUUGAUGAAUUAUUCUUCCCAAAAAGGCCUCUCUUGGCCACUGAAAGAGUUCGAUUUUUGUCUCUGACGUGUAUUUUACUUGCGUUUAUAUACGUGGCGGCUAUAGCUAUUCCGAAUAUAUGGUACUUCUUUCAGUUUAUGGGGACAACUACAGUCAUGUUUCUCAUGUUUAUAUUCCCAAGCUCGAUUGUCCUGAGAGAUAUUCGGUGUAUGUCGACCAGGCGGGAUAAGGUAUUGGCAGUGUUGGUGAUCUUGCUGGCAGUUGGAACGAGCUUGAUUGCCAUUUUCUCAAAUUUGUCGGAUUACUUUGGAAAUAAGUGACGAUUGAAAAUGUAGACCAAGAAACGAUACAAUACUUUGUUAGCUCCGCUUGUUGAAUGGCCAUUAUCUCUCGUUUAU
Molecule: messenger RNA, 1605 nt
Organism: Erythranthe guttata (spotted monkey flower)
Lineage: Eukaryota; Viridiplantae; Streptophyta; Magnoliopsida; Lamiales; Phrymaceae
Product: amino acid transporter AVT6C
Biological process (GO): amino acid transmembrane transport
Cellular component (GO): membrane
Molecular function (GO): L-amino acid transmembrane transporter activity
Source: RefSeq, a predicted model, not a curated record